Heterobasidion irregulare TC 32-1 is the source of this 771-nucleotide messenger RNA. RefSeq lists its product as uncharacterized. The coding region runs from base 1 to 771 and encodes 256 amino acids. The record is from RefSeq and is a predicted model, not a curated record. Lineage: Eukaryota; Fungi; Basidiomycota; Agaricomycetes; Russulales; Bondarzewiaceae. The transcript is spliced from 2 exons.
AUGUUCUCGCUCCCACAAUCUCCCCCGUCGAACGCACUAUCGAGUGAUGGCACCGGUAUUGGGAGGGCUUCAGAGUCCGAGAUUGCCCUUGACGAGGACUCACGGACGGUCGAGCAUUUCUUGCGUAUGAUAUGCGGCCUGGCCAUUCCAGAGCUUGAUUCGUGGGACGUCGUCGAUCCCCUUCUGUAUGCUGCGGAGAAAUAUGACACGCCAGGACCUGUGUCGAUCAUACGUGCGCUCCUUCGCACACCUCCCUUCCUCGGGGCACCCCUUCAUCUAUACGCAACCGCAUGCAGGUGGGGUUGGGAGCUCGAAGCGCGGAUCGCGGCCACGCUGACCCUCUCUCUUAACCUCUACGCGCCCGAGAAUCGCGCAGGCCUCCUGAAGCUCAAAACACACUCGCUCCUUGCGCUCAUCGACCUGCAUCACUCCCGCCGCGAAAAGCUCCGUGCGCGCCUCAGCCAGCCCCCAUUUCUUACAGAUGGGCAGAUGGGCGAUGGAUCCGCUCGGUGUCCUCGCUGUGGCGAUGCCCUCGACUACGUCGCUUGGCGCGAGCUGAAGCUUCACAUGAUCUUGGAGAUCGAUCUCAAGCCCUCGGGGGAGUCAUUCAAGGAGGGGCUCGAGUCGUGGCCGGCUGCGAAGGCGUGUUGGGCAGCAAAAUGUAGGAAGACCGGGUGUAUGAGCUCGGUUUUCGACAAGGUGCUCACAUCGCGCGUCAUCCUCGAGGCUAUUGCUGCGUUGCCCAAUUCUGUCGAGGGACCUAUAGAAUGA